Schizosaccharomyces cryophilus OY26 is the source of this 8650-nucleotide messenger RNA. RefSeq names its product separase/separin. Gene Ontology annotation, biological process: proteolysis; meiotic chromosome separation. NCBI's taxonomy places the organism in Eukaryota, Fungi, Ascomycota, Schizosaccharomycetes, Schizosaccharomycetales, Schizosaccharomycetaceae. The record is from RefSeq and is a predicted model, not a curated record. Gene Ontology annotation, cellular component: cytoplasm; centrosome; nucleus. Bases 350 to 5866 code for a protein of 1838 amino acids. Gene Ontology annotation, molecular function: cysteine-type endopeptidase activity. The transcript is spliced from 2 exons.
UCCCUCAGAUACUGCUAUGCCUUUUGUUUACAUGCCUCGGAGGACUUCUUCAGUCUAUCCUAAACCAGCACUUUCUUUCCUUACAUUCUUAUUCUCAUUUGGUUAAUUCAAAUCUACAACAAAAAUUUUAAUGGAUUAAUUUUUAGUUAAUAUAUAGAUUUGGCAUGCUGUCUUGCUUUCGUUUACGAAAUUACCCAGGAACGUUCUAAGGUCAUCAAGAUCAUUCACACUCGUUGAUUCGAUCACUGUUUUAUGAUCGCAUUGUUAAAGUCUUUUGACUUCAUUCGUAUCACUAGCUUUCGUUUAUCUAAUUCAGGUAUUUACAACCUACUUGUCCCUGUCCUUGCAAAUGUCCACGAAGGCUUCUAAUGCUUCGAAAACCAUUUGGACAACGGACAAAAUUAUAAAAUCUCUUACAUAUCCUGAGCAUUGUUCUGUAUCACUCGCGGAACGUCUUCGCUCUAACUUAAAAACGAACAAUGUAAAACAAACAUCUUCUUCUCAGGCGUGGACGUUUGAUUUGCUUCUUACCGCUUUAAAAUGUGCUCUUGAAAAUAUAUCAAAACGAUGGACGGAUUUGCCUAGCGAAAACAGAUCGCAAGUACGCCAGGCAUUUUCUUCUCUUCAUCGCUCUGCCUCUAUGAGAAGUCAACUGGAAAUCAAUUUACUUUAUGAUUGUUGCUGCUAUAUAAUGGAUAAGCUGACCUCUUUUUGUGAAUCAGAUACACAGAUUUAUAGUUGCGUACGCGCCAGAUUAGCUAUUAUUAAUAGACUUUUGGACAUGGAAGUUCCUGAACCUGCCAUAUUUCAUCUUGGAAGGGUCCACUAUAGCUUGCGUUAUUUGUUUCAAUUAACUUCAGCUAGUUUAGUGCAUACUUCUGCCUAUUCCCCUUCAAGCACUUCUAUAACGUCAGCCGCAGAACUGCAAAAUUGCCUAUUGAUCCCCCUUCCUUUUCACUCACUCGCCCAUGGUGCUUGUUCUCUCAUACUUACCUUUCAACUUAAUGUUUUAAGAUGUCUUAAUUUGAUUCCAAAUUUCUUUCUUUCUCUGCCUAUAAUUCAAAAUUUGUUAAAGGACUCUGGCCCUUAUGCUUCGUGCUCUCGGUUAUGCUCCUUUAAUGAAGAGUUGGCACUAUCCAGGAUCGAAAUUUUGGCAAGAUUGCUCGCUAGAUUUGCUCUUACUGAGCAGAAUGCAUUGCAUUCCUUAUACUUAUAUGCUGGCUCUCUUCAAUCUUGGCUGUUCAUAGGGAAGUGUCACCUGUUAAAAAGGUCAGUUGGCUUGCCAGAGCCAAUAGAAUUACGAAUUGUCAAUUUGUUUCACAAAAUGCUAAACCUUUGUGAUCCUUCGACGGUAGAUCUUACUGAUUUAAAAGAAAUAUUUGAAAGUGUUUUAUAUGGUCUUAAUUUUUUAAGCAUAAGCAACAGAAACUUACUGAAUAUAAGAAUUUCUGACACAUAUUACAAAUUCAAUGACGUUGCAUCUUGUUUUCUGCGGCUAAUGGAUGGUGUUGAUUCUUCCCUUGGUGACAGAAUUGUUAAACUAAAGUACUUACUCCUCAUAUUUCGCCUUUCUCUGAAUAAAGAAUGUCCCAAAGUGUCAAUUGAUGCUUUCUCAGAAAUCAACACUUCCAUCGAGCUUUUAAGUCCAGAAUCUAUCUAUCCGGAUGAUGUUAUCUAUCUGCUUGAAGUAUUUGAAAGUAUACUCUCAGGUCCUUCACACUUUUCCCUUGAUGAUGAUAAACUAAGAACCUUUUUGCUGAUGGCAGCUUUUUCAAAAGCCAUUUUACUCGUUAAUCAAAGCUCAGUUUCAGAUUCUGAUGCAAUAAGGUUAUCAAAGAGGGUGGAACGGUUCCUUUCGCUUUCAUUUUAUCUGCUACGCUAUUUGAAAGAGACUGUAAUUCCUUUGGAUACCCUUCGAUGCUUCGUACAAGUCGCAAUUAAAUUCCAAGAAAAAGAGUUUUCCCAAAAACUUUCAAAUCUUUGUUAUAACACUAGUGUAAAAUCUGUACAUACGGAACUGUCUUUUCAGUAUAUUGACUUAAGUGUUUCGAUCACACUGUGGCACAAUCUUUUGGAUGAUGAAGCUUUCGUCUUAAAAGUUGUGAAAUGGCUUCAAUUAUUGGACGAAAAGUCUAUAGAAAAUGUUGAUUCAUUCAAAAAACUUUCAAAUAUGCUAGAGUUUCAUUUUGCUCAACCCUCAUUUAAGGUUACUACUUCUCUUAGCAAGGUGUUGAAAUGGAUUCUUAAAAAUUUAUGCACAUUUGAUGAAAGCCAUUUGGGAGCUUACAUUUCAUGCUUCAGCAGUAACAUUCUCAAAACCUUAAGCAACGAGAUAUCCAAUUCUAAAGAACAUGGUUCGAGUGCAAUUUCUAUACGGAUUCUUGAAGAAAUAUUGGAUCGAGAGACUGAUUUAUUAGAAAAAGCAAAUGUUCUCUGUUUAAUAUCUUGUACAAUGUUCAAUAAUGUGAAUCUUACUUCAUAUUACUUGGCAUCUGUAAAAAACAAGUCCGAUAAAUUUAAAAGUUACUCUUCAAAAGAUCCAAAAAUAAAUCUUUACAAGAUAAUUCUCGAUUUAUGGGAUUUUUUACUAAAGUAUCAAGCCGACCAGUGUUACAGUGUUUCUUUAAACUCUCUAAUUUUACGGCUGUCUAACUUCGUGCUUACUUCUCGGUUACCCGCAUCUCCAGGAGGAUUAAAUGAUAGAGACAUAUAUGCUUUUUUAACUGCUUCUUUUUGUAUAUUACAUGUAACUGAAGUCUUAGACGACUACUGUUCUGAGCUCUUAUUGUUGGAGACUGUAUAUGAACUUUUGAAGAACUACUUACUUAAUCCUGCUACGAGAUUGAUUGUUGUAAUUGUCACUCUGCUUGCAAACAAAUACGCAUUUCUGGGAUUUUCGGGUAAAGCACAUCUUUGCUUUUCUAGGGCUUACAAUUAUUUUAAAAAAUAUAAUAGUACGGAUGAAUGUUUUGAAAAUUUUUGGAGGGUUUCUUUCGCUAAAUAUUUAAUCAUUACUGGCAACACUGAAAAAGGAGUCUCGCAACUCAAGAACUAUAAUGCUACAAGGAAAAGACUGUUUCUGGGACAACAGAGCUUUAUUAUAUCUGAUUAUUUAAUGAUGUAUGAAAGGUUCCAAUUAUCUGAAGCAGUGUAUCUAUUAGGAUACACUCCUCAGGCACUGCACUUAAUAACACAGAACCUACGGGUUGUAAAAUCGAUUUUUUCUACUUCGACGAGAAAAAGUGAUCUUAAAGAUUACAAAGCAGAUUUACCAUGGCAAUUGGCCCGGAUUGCUGUAAUGUCUUAUGAUCUGACUGCUCGAAUCUAUGAACAUAUGGGACAGUUGAGGGAAGCUAUGUAUUUUAACAAGCAAGCAUGCUGCCUAGCAAAGAGUAUUUUUCCUCCUUUCAGUGCUAGCUGUUCAGAAUUAUCGUUAUGUUCUUUACUCGCUAAAGCAGGGCAAAUUUUUGAAAGUGAGGUUAUUAUUCAGGAAACAGAGGAUGUGUUACAAGAUUCUACCUUCUAUCACAAAUUUCUUUGGAAUCUGGCGAGUGCCGAGUUAUAUUACUUAAAACGGGAAUAUACUGGUUCUGUCAGACAUUAUUCUCAGUGCCUUGACUUAUUAGAAAUGUUAAAGCAAGAAGUUUUAUCGUUUAUUCAAUCCUGCAAAAAUAGUCGUUCUAUUACGAAAGGAAUGAAAAGGUUAAGUUUAUCUAACCCUGAGAAUCCAGCUGCGAAAGAAAAGGCUUUUGACUUGGAUUGUUCUGUUUUAAAUGAUAAAGCUGCUAAAGUACUGCAAAAGAUUGCCUUGAUAGAAGUAACACGUGGAAAUAUAAAUGAAGCGAAGUCAUUGAUGAAGACAUCAUCAGGAAAAUUUAUUGGAGACUUUUCUAACGUUGUUUCUCUACAUAUCGCAAAGGCAAGAAUAGCUUUAAGCGAGGCAGGUUUAACGUUGCAAAAUGAUCCAGUUUUGAGUACCCUUCAAGAUUCUGUUAUAUCUUUACCAGGAAUAACCCAAAAGGAAACAGCCGAUGUUAUUACAAAAUUAUCUUCUGCAGCAUCAGAAAAUCAGUCGUUAAAAAAACAGAAAGGUCAUCUUAAUUACUUAAGAGAGAAGUUCAAAACAAUCUUGUUGAAUAUCCGUUUAAACUGUGAGGUUAUCUUCUUUAAUAGUUUUGAACGAAGUUCAGUCCAGACAUGCAGAGUCGUUAACAGUUUGAUGACUUUUUCAUCAAUCAUGCAAAGUGCUUUAACAAGGUUAGAGGAGAAGAAUACAAUUAGUUCUAUUGCUGCAUCCUUCUUUAUGGAAAUUCCCCGGGCUUUAGGCUUCCAAAGAAAACUAUUAGCUUCAAAAUCAAGUUUUCAAUUACAGCCUAACGGUGAGAAUGAAAUUGCUAAUAUACUUUCCGAAAACAAGUCAAGGACUCCGCAUCUUGAGGAAUUUAAAGGUUUUAUAAACAAGUUACCUUCAACUUGGAACAUAAUCUCAAUUAGUAUCAGUGAGUCGAAGGAAGAACUAUUUAUAACAAAAUUUGCACACAAAAGUUCCCCUUUAAUCUUUCGAUUACCUUUUAAGCGACAUAACGCCCGAGACGCAGAUGAGGAAAUUUUGAGUUUUGAAAAAGCACAGUCAGCAUUUGAAAAAAUAAUAGGAAAAAGUAAUGAGACGGCGCAGAACGGGAAAGAUUAUACAACGAAGCAAGAAAAAGAGUCAUGGUGGAAACAAAGAAGAGAACUAGACAAUAGUUUAGCCAAGCUCCUGAGAUACGUAGAGCUUUCUUGGCUUGGCGGAUUUAAAGGUAUAUUCUCAAAUCAUAUACUAGAUGCUAGCCUCUUCUUAAGAUUUGUUCAUCAAUUUUAUGACAUUAUGAGAAAGAAUUUGAAUUUUACGGGUCUGGAGAAUUCCAUUGAAAUGUCACACGGUAUUCUGGAACUUUUCAUCACUCUUGGAAAACCUGAUAAUGAGGAUGUUGAAAAACUGCUUGAAGAUCUUUUAUAUUUCGUUCUCGACAUCUAUCAAUUUCAUGGAGUACAAUUUGCUUACGAUGAGGUUGAUAUAGAUCAGAUUGCCGUUGAAAUAAAGGACGCAUUAAGAAUGUAUCACAAUAGUUAUAAAUUUGGAAAUACUACUAGUCAUACCGUCCUUUUGCUGGACAGAAUGGUUCAUAAAUUUCCAUGGGAAUCUUUGCCUUGCUUGCAACAACAGUCAGUAUCAAGAUUGCCUUCCAUUUCUAUUUUAAAAAGCUUGCUAAAUGAAAAUUUUCAUCAAGAACCGUUUGUGAAGGUUCAUAUUAAUUCAGGCUCUUAUAUACUUAACCCCAGCUUAGACCUGAAGCAUACACAAGAUAUGUUUCAAGGUCAGUUAUCUACAGCUGGUUGGAAAGGAGUUAUCGGGCGAAGUCCCUCUAAUGAAGAGUUUAAAUCCAUGUUAACAGAACAUGACUUUUUCCUUUACUUUGGACACGGCGGUGGUGAACAGUAUACAACCUCCAGAGAUUUGGCGGCACUUGACAAAUGUGCAGUAAGUAUAUUGAUGGGUUGUAGCUCAGGAGCAUUACAUGAGUGUGGUAUUUAUGAGCCUUGGGGGACGCCUUUGAAUUAUCUCAGUGCAGGCUGCCCAACUUUGGUAGCUAACCUAUGGGAUGUAACAGACAAAGACAUUGAUCGAUUUAGUGAUGCCAUGCUUUCUUACUGGGGCGUGUUUUCUAGUAGAGAAAAUACAGAAAGGCUCAAUAUAUGUGAAGCAGUUAGCAAAAGCCGUAAACAUUGUCACCUUCAGUUUCUAAACGGCGCUGCCCCUGUCGUGUACGGAAUACCAGCGUAUGUCACUCUGAAUAUUAAUGAUGUGGACGAUGUAAGUGAAUGAAUCUUUGGGAUGGGGUUUUUUUUUCUUCUUAUUUAUUUAUACAAAUUUAAUGUGUUGAAGUUCUAGAAGUCAUAAUAUAAACUAGGGACAUUCAUACAUUAGUACUAAAAAGCAAAGUCAGUUCAGUGUGCGGAAUCAACCGUUGUAAACGAUUUAUGCGGUAGAUUUCACAUCAGAAGCAGUAGUGGCAUUAGGAGCGGACGUAGUAGCUGUAGGAACAGGAUUUUCAGCGGUUGCACGUUUAUGAAUCCAAUCACAGACUUGAUUUAGAUAGUCUGUCCUGUCAGGCUCUUGCUCAAGGUGAACUAAAGAACAAUUCGUUAGUUAAGGUUAGAGAAAACUUCGAGAAACUUACGUGCAUGCUGGCAAUCAGGAAGAGACAGGAAAGUUUUGUCUGUUGUACCAACAUGCUCAUAAAAUUCCUUGGACGCAUCAUAAAAGUUGAUAUUAUCGUCAGUGCCAUGAGCGAUUAGAAGAGGCAAAUGGAAUUGAUUAGCUUCAUCAAGUGUUUUUUGAGCACUAAAUGAAGUGUUAAUGUAAUGAUUCAGCCAAAAGAAAAUCAUGUCCAUACCCAUUGAUAAGGUCGCGCAACGUUUCUAGAGAGCCGACAGAGGACGUAAGAGGAUCCUGGAAAAGUCGGUCCAUCAUUUCUUUGCUUCUGGUGCCCUUCUUUGUCUCCAUAAUCUUAGUAUUAAACUGAAAAUUUGGCAUCACUUUGCUAACUGCAGAAAGACUGAACAAAAAGUUAGUAUUUUACUCUUCGCAAGAAAACUCCAAACUUAAGCAUCAUUGCUUACGCUUUAUAUACGAAAUAAUUAGGCUUUGUAUCAGGAUGGCUUUGCAACAUAGGGGCUGCAGCAACGACACCCGUCAAUUUAUUGCGAUGAGCUCCUGAAAUACCGUAUUGAAGUGACAAACCACCGCCCAUUGAAUGACCCAUUAAAAACAAAGGAAGAUUCGUGUCGCUUGCACGCUGUACAUGGUAGUCUAUGUCAGGGAGUUGUUGCUUCCAACCACCGCUACAACCUUGCUGUUUCGGGGACUGUUUGGAAUAGCCAAAUCCUCUCUGAUCAAAAGAGAAUACCUCAAUAUUUCGCUCAUUUAGGAAUUCAAAAAAUUCGGGAUAAAGAUCUACAUGUUCACCAAAACCAUGAACGAACAAAAGUCUUGCUACAGCAGCUCCCUUAGUGUUCUUCCAAUCCUUUACGUAGAGAUCUGCCAUAAUAAACUACCUAACGACUACUCUUCUUUACUUCAAUCUACCGGUGAUAUUUGGAAAAUGGCAAGGAAUACGCGUUGAGAAAAGUCAUUAAUCAUAGUGGGUGAGUCUCGUUGGAAUAUGCUAUUUUGGUGUAAACAAACACAGAAUACAUCAGAGUAUAAGGGAGAAGAGAAAAAAAGCAAUCUUGAUUUUUAAUUAGUAAAGAAACUCACCACAGAUAGAAUUUUCAAGAUACCUUUAAGGCUAUUUAUUCAUGUCUUCCGCUAUGAUAUAUACAUACAUCUCCAGAGUGUGACAAAUCAACAAGAUUCGCUCGCAAACGUAGUUCAAUUGAGUUUUGGAAAAGGAAUUUAAAAAAUAAAUUUCUUUCAUUUGUGCAAUGCUCCCGUGAAUAGCUGGAUGUCUUACUUGGCAAAUAUUUGUAAAGCGGCAGAUAUACUGACAUAAAAAAAUGGGAUUAAGCAACGAGAAAUCUCAACAUUUCAGCGCAUGAGUUGCCAAAAAUUUAGAAAGAGCUAUACCAGACGACAUCGUUAAUUACAAGUGUUUAGAGUUCAGACUUGAUCCUUCGCUUUCUUUGAAAGCAACAACGACUGAUUAGAAAUAUAUAAUAGGCUCUGCAAAAUAUUUCCGUAUGCCACUCAAAGAAAAAAACGAGAAACAAAGUGAAUAGCUAGCUUCCAUUCAAUACUUACAGUAGAAAACUGAUUACAUAGCAUAUCAUAAAUUGAAUCCCACGUCAAAACUAUGCAUUAUUUGGCUAAAUGGAAAAAGCAAAAGAGAAGGUUUCAUCCUAGUUUCGUAAAUUCCGACGAUGUUCCUUGCGAUAAAUCUAUGAAGUAUGCUCUCGUUGACGUCGUUUUUUUGAAAUUCCAUGCUUGUGAGAAAAAGAUCCCCUUUCUUUUGGAGAAACCUGUUUUGCUUCACGCCUUUCCUUUUUCUUUCCUGACCUUCUUUUUUCUCGUUUUCCCUCUAAAUCACUUUUCCCCGAAAGAAGUGACUCCACAAGCGACAUAGGAUCAUCACGGGCUGAUCUCUUUAUGGGUGAAGUCUGAUUUUCCCUUGUCUCUAAAUUUUGUUUCAUAUACCAAGGAAGAGGUCCUUAUGAAUUAAUUAACAAAUAUUAAAAGAGAACUCAUACCUAGUCCAUGCUUUUCUUUCAUAAUUUCCAGCUCGUGCCCGUGCUUUUUGUAAAGUUCCUGACGAUCAUGUUCCUAAGUAUACACUGUUAGACGAUAAUACUCCAAGGAAGUAAACAACCAGUCGUAAAUAAGUACCCGUUUCUCUUCUUGCUCCCAGAAGUUUGCAAACUUGCCCUUUGGCUGCGGCUCGGAAUCCGGCAAUUCCGUCAAGCCUCUCAGUCUCCGAAGUUUGUUCUCUGAUUCCUAAAAAAUUGGAUUAGGUAUAUGUUACAGGAUUACAAGCUCUUUACCCUUUUAGCAUGUUGUUCCCCAGAGAUUCGAGCCAGUUCUUCGUCACGUCGGACGCGCUCUACAUUUUUUUCGCUAUAAACUGAUUACAAGUUAACGCAAUUCCUUUUGAAAUUGAUAUUCAUGACACCG